GUAAAAUUAAGUAUUUAUCUAUCAUCGACAUCACUUAGUAGAGUACCUAGCUAUACUUAGUGUACUAACACGUAGUUAGGUCCCACCGUCACCUCUACAACUACCUACAAUACAACGAGAUGGCCAUUCCAUGACACCGAUAUUCAUCCCUUGUUAGCUUGGGCACGUGGGCCAACGGAUAUGAACACGAAGUCGACAGCGUUCAAUCCCUCACUAUAGUUUCGCUUCGCUUUUCUUUCGUUCCUUACGUUCCUGUGACUGACGAGGAGUAUCCCUCAUUCGUGGCCCACAUGCUCAAACGGCAUCGACUCUCAUUCCCACCUCGUCACCUUGUGUUCUUCCGCGCAGCCUAAGACCACCACACUUCGCAUAGUCUCACCCAUGCACCACCUACACCGCGUCGCCUUUGUCGUCGCUACCUUUCUUAUUAUCGUCCUUCUCUUGACAGAACUGCCGCGUGCUCUCAACCCGGUCCCGCCCAGCAAGGAGAAGGCUGACGCCGAUCAGCGAUGGGUCAACACGUCGCCUUACUGGCUUGAUCGCCAGGCAUGUCGCUGGCUGAGUAUAUGUGGACUCAUGCACCUCAAACCAGAUCCACCUGAAAGAGUCGGGUCUGCUAAAGAAGAUGCGUGCGCAAAUGCGGGUGCUAUGAGGCGUCAAUCUGUAUCCUCUGCUCCCCGCGCGGAUGUUAGAAUUCACAUGAGUAACGAGACGAAAGAGUUAAGGGGGGUACCAGACUAUGUGCUCAAUUACGCGCCGCUAGUUCAUCUUUACUCGGGGGAACACUUUUGGCCCUCCGAUAUAGAAGAUCAUAUUAGGCAUGUAACGCCAUAUGCCGAUGGCAUGCUGCUCAAUCGAACAGAAGCCGUGAAUCUAGCAACCUUGAACCAGUUGGACAUGCAUCCCGGGGUUACGUUUCUUACGAGCAACGAUAAUGUUGAGUGCCGCCCACCAUGGCUUCACAGUGCAGCGAACAUCCCUGUCCCCUUCGAGCACGGAACUGAUGACUACGAUGUCGAUAUUGGAACCUCGGAAAGAAGACCGCUUCAUGAAUACUCAACUUGGUUUGACGUCGAUAAAGAACAUCCAUUGCACCGUCUUUCGUAUCCGGGCGAACAGCCCGAUCGUGGAGCACGUAUUCCGCCAUUUUCACGUCAAUCAUAUGCUUCACGAUCUCGUGAACGACACCGGAUUGCGACUCGGGACACACAGAAUAAACCUAACGAAGAGGGUUACUCCCGAGCACCAGCAACCCUCAUUUUAGUAGACAAAGGGUCGGGUGUUGUUGAUGCAUUUUGGUUCUUUUUCUACUCAUAUAACCUGGGACAGACUGUCCUUGGUACUCGGUAUGGAAACCACGUGGGGGAUUGGGAACAUGCAAUGGUUCGGUUUAUGGCAGGUGAGCCUCGUGCUAUAUACUUCAGUGAGCAUGAGGGAGGCCAAGCGUAUGCCUGGCAAGCUGUGGAGAAGCGUGGAAACGCAACAGAAAUUCAACGGCCGGUCAUUUACAGCGCUGUCGGCAGCCAUGCUAUGUACGCCAUGCCCGGAAAUCAUCCUUAUGUCCUACCAUUUCAGAUGCUGAAAGAUGUGACGGAUCGUGGACCGCUCUGGGAUCCAUCUAAGAACUUCAGGAGUUACUGGUAUGACUAUUCAGCUAUGGAAGGAGAAGGGUUAGAACCAACGAAAGAGAACCCCGAUGCUCCCACAGGUUGGUUCCAUUUCAACGGCCGAUGGGGCGACCAGAUGUAUGGUCUUGAUGACAGGCGCCAGUGGAGGCUCUUCGGCCAGUACCAUUAUGUGACCGGUCCCCAGGGACCCAAGUUUAAGAAUCUGGGAAGGCGGGAAAUGUGUCUGAAUUCAAGGUGUCGAAUAUUACAUUCCAUUGCUGAGGGUAUGAAGGGAAGUUGGUUUUCAUAGAAGCAUUGAUUUUAUCGGCGUACGAGAAUAGAGCAGGCAGGCAAGAUACCCAAUAACAUGAUGCAUUGAGAUCGGCGGCGCCGAACGAUUUUUAUACCUUCUGGAAGAAUAGAUCGCAUGACAUGGUCCUGAACCAUGGUACCGAUACCCUGGAACUGGCACACUCCAGGCCGCAAUGAUGUUG
This is a messenger RNA of Xylaria bambusicola, 2101 nucleotides long. RefSeq names its product vacuolar sorting-associated protein. The record is from RefSeq and is a predicted model, not a curated record. The transcript has a single exon. Bases 382 to 1917 code for a protein of 511 amino acids. NCBI's taxonomy places the organism in Eukaryota, Fungi, Ascomycota, Sordariomycetes, Xylariales, Xylariaceae.